Molecule: messenger RNA, 2295 nt
Organism: Durusdinium trenchii
Lineage: Eukaryota; Dinophyceae; Suessiales; Symbiodiniaceae
Source: the annotation of a GenBank genome assembly
GCUGAGUACAGUUGACUGCCAACACAGCCCUGCCAACAUGCGCCACCAUUGGGCCGCUGCCGCAGCCUUGCUGUUGCGAGCAGGCGUCCCUCCGUUUUGUGGUCAUCUUUGGCCAUUGCGACCCUUGAUUCCACGUGGCCUUGGAACGAAGGAGUUGCCACUUUCAAAGGAGGCGAAGGCUGCCGUUGCGGACUUGGGCUUUGAGACUUUGACAGAAGUGCAGCAAGAGACCUUUGAGCCCAUCUGCGAUGGGCAGGACCUGGUCGUUAGAGCGGAGACCGGUGGAGGAAAGACCUUGAGCUUCCUGUUGCCCACCAUGGAUCGCAUUCAUCAAGCCGGCAGCCCUGGGAUUGAGCUUUUGGUCUUGAGCCCCGUGCGAGAGCUUUCGAUGCAGAUCCACCAAGAAGCCUUGAAGUUGGCCAAUCGCUUCCCCCAAGUGCAGCCUGUGUUGAUGGUAGGUGGCUCCAACUGGGAAGAUGACUUAGAUGCCCUGGAGGCUGCUGAGGGCCAUGCGGUGAUUUUGAUUGCCACACCAGGACGAUUGCAAACACAUCUCUCAAAGACGCCUUCGUUUGCUAAGCGCUUGGGGCAAGUGAAGACCUUGGUCUUGGAUGAGGUAGACCAGUUGGCUGGGGAGCUCUUUGCCGAGGUCACCGAGGAGAUCCUUCAACAGCUCUGCUCGGCCUCGCAACAUCUCUUCUACUCCGCCACGGUCACGGAGCAGGUCACACGUCUCAUCGCCCAGGUGUCCAAGAGUUAUACCUUUGUGGAUGCCCUCGAGGAUGAGAUGUUCAAACCUACCAGGUGGUGCCCACACAAGACAUGGGAGAGGCUUUGUGGCAGUCCGUCGAAAGCGCCCGAGGAUUCUUGUCACCGCCAAAGAUCGUGGUACUUUGGUCCUUCUACCCUUCGCCUGAAGCCAGAAGUGAUUUUCAUCACUGGACGCAUCGCGGCCUACUAUGCUGAAGCGUUUCGGCAAUGUGGCGAUUUGGAGGUCUUCGAGAUUCACUCUCGAAUGAAGCAGCAGGAGCGGACCACGCAGUCUGAUGGCUUCCGUGCUGCGGCCAGCGGCUUGCUCUUCACCUCCGACAUUACGUCCCGUGGCCUGGAUUACCCGGGCGUCACAGCGGUGAUCCAGCUGGGUGCACCCGAGAGCCGUGCGGAGUAUGUGCACCGCGUGGGGCGCACGGGACGCCGGGAGAGAGAAGGUUUGGGCAUCCUUCUCUUGCAUGACUUUGAAGAGUCCUGGAUGGCCCAGCUGGAUGGACUUGGCCUCAAGCAGUCGCCACCAUUGUCCGCGCCAUCACCGCGCUUUGCGGACUUGGAAAUUCCCAGGAACGUCAAGGCACAAGCAUACUACUCGCGCAUUAACCAUGCCAUGAGGCAUCCAGAGGACUUGGAUGUGUUGGAGGUCUUCCGCGAUGCCUUCCGCUUCGCUGGCUCCAUUGGCGCGCUUGACGUGGAGGGCCGACCGCCUAGCUUGACUGAACAGAACGCCCAAAGGUAUGGCGUUGCUGACAUCUCAGACCCUGCAGUACACAUCGUCAAGGAGGCUAUUCAGCCCAAAGUGUCCAUAGCAUACCAGUUAAUGUCCGCUGCACAGAUUCACAAAGUCAUCGGUCCAUUGCUGGACGGAGCCCUGCAGAAACAUUCGAAGGUGGUGAUACACUUCAUCCAUGGUGAUAUCGCCAAAUACUAUGCUGAUUUCUUGAAGGGUCGGCCACUGGAGGCCUUCGAAGCACACUCCUCGGUGAGCAAGAAGGUGCGAAAGAAGAUCUUACAAAGCUUCGAGUCGGCCGCAAGGGGUGCCCUCUUCACAGCAGGCCUUUCACCCGCGACCUUGCCAACUAAAGGAGUGAAGGCAGUGAUAAUGGUCGGUUUGCCAUCCUCCGCGAAGGAGGCCAAACAGUUGGUGGACUACAUGGCCCGCUGCGAGUUGGCAGAGUCCUUCCUGUUGGCCACUAGCUUUGAGUCUGAGAUCAUCAGUGUCUUGGAUGCCGAUCUGAAGGCUGGCACUUUCGACCAGGAGGAGCUGCUGCCAGCAGUGAAUGACAAGGUGGUUCUGAAGGCUUACCUCGCAUGGCUACGGUACUAUGGACUUCAUCCGCUGGUGACAGACAAGCAACCCAUCAUCCAGGAGGCUCAGCACUUCUUUGCUGCUGCUACGGGAGAUGGUGAAGUGCCGUCCUUGACACAGCGAAUGGUGGAAGAUAUGGGACUAGCCGGGGUGGAUGACAAAGCGCUGAAUGUGAAAGCUUAGACUCUGUGGAUCUUGGAUCAAAGUGGUGGAAGAGC